This is a messenger RNA of Drosophila elegans, 1537 nucleotides long. RefSeq names its product L-threonine 3-dehydrogenase, mitochondrial (gene Tdh). The transcript has 6 exons. Gene Ontology annotation, biological process: L-threonine catabolic process. The record is from RefSeq and is a predicted model, not a curated record. Bases 271 to 1380 code for a protein of 369 amino acids. Lineage: Eukaryota; Metazoa; Arthropoda; Insecta; Diptera; Drosophilidae. Gene Ontology annotation, molecular function: L-threonine 3-dehydrogenase activity.
GGCGACAGUUCGCGCUCAUAAUGAAUUUGACUGGCUGCCAACUAACACUCUAACACGCUAACUAAGUAACUAAGCGACUAGACGAGACGAAUGGAGCCGACGGGAUCCGACUGCUCACGCGAUAUAUGUGAAAACAUAUAGCGGAAAUUGGGCGGGAGUGAAGUAAUGUUGAGGGCUUGGUGAAAAAUAUAUUGCGAAUUUCGAAAUCAGUUGAAAACCGUAGCUCGCUGGCAUCGCUCGUCGCGAAUCGGAAGAUCGUCAGUCCGGAAAAUGUUUCGCAAAUGCCUUGCCAGCCUGGCCCUGGCCCCCGUCCCCAGUCCGAUUUCGAUUUCGAUCCCCAGGAUAACCCCGGUGGCCAGUCAGCUCGUCCAGCGCCGCUCUGUCCACCAGGUGCCCCACGAGGGCAGGCCGCCAAAAAUUCUCAUCACAGGUGGCCUAGGGCAGUUGGGCAUUGAGUGCGCAAAACUAUUGCGGGCGCACUACGGCAGCGAGAAUGUAAUUCUCUCCGACAUCAUCAAGCCCAGUCAGUCUGUGCUGGAGAAUGGGCCGUACAUCUUUGCCGAUAUCCUGGACUUCAAGGGUCUGCAAAAGAUCGUUGUGAACCACCGCAUCGACUGGCUGAUCCAUUUCUCGGCAUUGCUCAGUGCCGUGGGCGAACAAAAUGUGCCACUGGCAGUGAGGGUCAACAUUGAGGGUGUUCACAAUGUCAUCGAGCUGGCGAAGCAAUAUAGGCUCCGUAUCUUUGUGCCUAGCACCAUUGGGGCUUUUGGCCCCGACAGCCCCCGCAAUCCCACUCCAAAUGUUACGAUCCAACGUCCGCGCACAAUUUAUGGCGUUUCCAAAGUGCACGCCGAGCUGAUUGGCGAAUACUAUUACCACAAGUUUGGCCUGGACUUCAGAUGCCUGCGCUUCCCCGGAGUUAUAUCCAGUGAUCCGCCAGGCGGUGGCACCACAGACUAUGCCGUGGCAGUAUUCCACGAUGCCCUGCGACAUGGGAAAUACAACUGCUAUCUGCGUCCUGAUACAAGACUGCCCAUGAUGUACAUCGAGGAUUGUUUGCGAGCACUCCUGGAGUUUAUGAGGGCACCCAAUGAGCAGCUGAAGCGCCGUGUAUACAAUGUGACCGCCAUGUCCUUCACUCCCGAGGAGCUGUUUGCCCAGCUGGGGAAGCACGUGCCCAAUCUGCACGUGACCUACCAGCCGGACAGUCGUCAAUUGAUCGCAGACUCGUGGCCAGAGGUGUUCGACGACUCGGAUGCCCGGAAGGACUGGCACUGGCAGCACAAGUACGACCUGGCCAACUUAGUGGACUUCAUGGUCAAGGAUGUCCAGGAGAACUACAUCAAUGUGCAGCUGCAACAGCAGAAGCUGCAGAUCUGAUCAACAGGGGAGCGGAUCAGGGCGAUCAAACAACCGCAUCAAGUAUUCUUAAGUAAUGAAAUUCUGUCGCAUUUAACACUGCAUUUAUUUAGUGGAUACCAACACAAAGUUCUGUACUAUUUACCUUCGCAAAUACAAUAAGGCAUUUAUUGGAAAA